UGGGUCUGGUGAUGUUCAGCGUCGCUCUGCUCAUUUUGUCAUUGAUCAGUUACGUGUCCAUCAAGAAAGACUUAAUCUUCACCGCCCCGAAAUACGCCAACGCCGGCGGGCCGCGGAUGUACAUGUUCCAUACGGGCUUUCGGUUUGGAGAAACGCAGCACUGCAUCAGUGUCUCAUCAAUGGAUGCUCUGCAGUGAAUGGGUGCCGUCAGAAUGAGAGUCUGAUAAAAACAUCACAAUAAUCUACAGCACUCCAGUCCAUCAGUGAACAUCUGGAGAAGACAAAAGAUGAAACACAUCCAGCAUUAAGACGUUUUUAACUCAAAUACGAGUCCAUAAUCCAUAAUAACACUUCCUCCUGACAAAAUGUGAUUUAAAUUUAAAAGGCUGCACAGUUAUUGCAUAUAUAUACACAGCAGCAUGAAGACUGUAUAAAGUGCAAGUAAAGCCCUGUGUGUUCUGCUGUUGUGGUUGUGUCAGUCUGUGGCGCUGUCCUUGGUCCUGAUUUACUCCUCUGGCAGUUUUAUGUCCAGUCAGUAAUCAGAUGCUUUUUCUGCAGUCAAGGUUACAUAGCAGGAGUCAUUUUGUUCCCGGCACAUCUUGUUGACGAUAUGACCAUAUGUUACUCAGCUUUACUUUGAGUCAUUUGAACUUGUGCCAGUGAAGAGAGAAUAUACGCCAAAACUAGCAGAACCGCAUUCAAAUGUGUUUUAACCCUUACGCUAUGCUGAAAAUCCUUCACCUAAUUUGGUUUUCCUGAAGAAAAAAGGUGAGGUUUUAAAAAAACUGUUUUAUACAACAGUUUUAUACAACAGCUGCCAUCAGAAAUCACUCUUAACAGAUGAAAGAUAGUACGACAAAGAUAUCGCUUUCCUCAGCGGACAUUCAGACUCAUGUUUUAUUGUGAAUAUGAGAUUAAGCUGAAGAAUGAAUGCUGUAUCAGAUCACACUCUCAGUCCAUCUCUGUCUCAUAACACAGUGAGCUUUAAUACAGUGAUACAAUCAGCUUUCAAUGAAACUCAACAAUCCUUUAUUACUAAAGUUAUAAAGUAACAUUUCUGAAUUAGUAACAGAUCUUGAACUCAGCUGUUAAACUCUCCAACUGAGAUCUGAAUUUGUGGCGGAAGAAAAUUGGUUUGAUAUGUGACAUAUAUUGUGAGUGGCUUGAGUUGUUUUGAAACAGACUGAGCUUUAACAAAUGAGAGUGAGCAAAUGAGCAGGCGUGGAGUAUAAAAGGGGCCAUCGACUGCCCCGGGCACAGGCUGACUGACAGCGGUCUGGAUGGGUCUCAUUGAUUGGAGCCGCUUUCAGCAGCUGCCGUCAGUGGGACGACGUGAUCGGGUCGUCCUGUGAUGUGGAACAGAAACAGUGUUUCUCAUUUCCUCUGUCUGUGCAUCUUCUCAUCAGGUCCCAACUGGCCAUGAAGUUCCUGGAUCCUGCGUUCACAUCACUGAAUAACGCGCUCAACGAGAACCUGCAGGAGUCUAGCAGCUGGAGGUUCAACAAGAGCGCUUAUUUACUGCAGAGUAAAGAGAUCGCCCAGUACAUCGACGUCCCGCACAACUUCACGCUGACCAAGAGCAGCGUUCGCGUGGGUCAGCUAAUGCACUACGACUACUCCAGCCACAAAUACGUCUUUUCCAUCGGCGAGAACCUCAAGUCUCUGCUCCCGGAUUCGUCUCCAGUCCUCAACAAGCGCUUCAACACCUGUGCAGUGGUGGGAAACAGUGGCAUCCUCACCGGCAGCCGCUGCGGCACGCAGAUCGACAGCUACGACUUCGUCUUCCGCUGCAACUUCGCGCCCACCGAGGUUUUCCGUCGCGACGUAGGCCGACGGACCAACCUCACAACCUUCAACCCCAGCAUCCUGGAGAAAUACUACAACAACCUGCUGACCAUCCAGGACAGGAACAACUUCUACCUGAGCCUGAAGAAGCUGGACGGCGCCAUCCUGUGGAUUCCCGCCUUUUUCUUCCACACUUCGGCCACGGUCACGCGCACGCUCGUGGAUUUCUUCGUAGAGCACAAGGGCCAGCUGAAGGUGCAGCUAGCCUGGCCUGGAAACAUUAUGCAGUAUGUCAACAGGUAUUGGAAGACGAAGCAGCUUUCGCCGAAGCGUCUGAGCACAGGGAUCCUGAUGUUCACGCUGGCCUCGUCUCUGUGUGAACAGGUGCACCUGUACGGAUUCUGGCCCUUCGGCUGGGACCCCAACACGGGCAAAGAGCUGCCCUACCAUUACUACGACAAGAAGGGCACCAAGUUCACCACCAGGUGGCAGGAGUCUCACCAGCUGCCCACCGAGUUCAAACUGCUCUUCAAGAUGCACACAGACGGCGUCCUCAAACUCAGCCUGUCCCACUGCGCCUGAGGUCAGAGGUCAGGGUCAGAGGUCAGCGGUCAGGGUCAGAGGUCAGAGGUUUGGGCUAAUGGAUGCUUGUUGUGAUUGCUGUGGAUUUUAUUUCUACAACUAUCGACAGUGGAGUUAUCAGUAACUAAUAUCGUAUUGAGGCGAUCAGGGAUGGAAAGGAAAGUUGGUGACACUUUACAGUAAGGUAACAUUAGUUAAUGCAUUAACUAACAUCAACUAUUACAGUUUUAACCUUAGUUAAUAAAAAUAGGUUUAUGUUUGCACAUCCAUACAGCAAAUUUUUUUGAUUAUAUAUUUCAAAAUAGCCAAAAAAUAAUAAUGAUUUCAAAAUAUAUUUACUUAAAAAAAUCAAUCCAUCCUUCAAUUAAUUAAUUUAAAGACUAAAAAUAGAUUAAAAAAGCCUAAAUAGAUAUAUUUAUGUAAAAUAUAUAUUAAUAUAUUUUUUGGCCAUUUUUAGAAAAUAUAUUAAAAAUAUAUAAUUUUUGUUUAUAUAUAUAUAGCCUCCAUGUAAUACACUCACAUACAACAGAUUUGAAGAAAAACUUUAAUUGCUGUCUAUAACAUGUGAAUAUAUGAAAUAAGCAAAUGGAAAUAUAUUUGGAAAUUUAUUUUUUGACCCUAAAAUACAUUUAAAAAAUAUAUUUUGGUAUAUGAUGGUUGAAAACAUUUAUGAUUAUUAUUAUUUUUAAUUUUCAAAAACAUAUCUCAUUGAGUUUCACUGUUU
Molecule: messenger RNA, 3091 nt
Organism: Carassius gibelio (silver crucian carp)
Lineage: Eukaryota; Metazoa; Chordata; Actinopteri; Cypriniformes; Cyprinidae
Product: sia-alpha-2,3-Gal-beta-1,4-GlcNAc-R:alpha 2,8-sialyltransferase-like
Exons: 4
Coding region: 1420-2367 (315 amino acids)
Biological process (GO): N-glycan processing; oligosaccharide metabolic process
Molecular function (GO): alpha-N-acetylneuraminate alpha-2,8-sialyltransferase activity
Source: RefSeq, a predicted model, not a curated record